Messenger RNA from Mizuhopecten yessoensis (Yesso scallop), 2774 nucleotides. RefSeq names its product N-glycosylase/DNA lyase-like. The transcript is spliced from 10 exons. Gene Ontology annotation, molecular function: damaged DNA binding; 8-oxo-7,8-dihydroguanine DNA N-glycosylase activity. Gene Ontology annotation, cellular component: nucleus. Bases 194 to 1666 code for a protein of 490 amino acids. The record is from RefSeq and is a predicted model, not a curated record. Lineage: Eukaryota; Metazoa; Mollusca; Bivalvia; Pectinida; Pectinidae. Gene Ontology annotation, biological process: nucleotide-excision repair; base-excision repair, AP site formation; base-excision repair.
AAGCCGCCCGGUGCUGUACACUGGAGACCUGGUCGAUCUAAGGGAGAUACUAAUACAAAUCAAUGGCUCCCAGACACAACUACAAUAUACACAGGUUUCAGGUACUGACCAAUCACCAGGCUGAUACCUGUCCUUACAGAUUGAGCAGCUACUCUAACGUGCAGUAUGUCUAUCCAGCCACCGACUACACUCAAUGUUACUGAACCAGUGCGCAUGUCCUAGGGUUACACCACAUCACUGGAAAGCUAGCAUGCCAGUAAGAUUGUUGUUAAACUCGGAAAUGGCAGCGUCCACGUGCAGACGGAUUCCAUGUAAAAUAACAGAACUACGACUAGAUAAAGCACUAGUUUGUGGACAAUCUUUCAGAUGGAAGGAGAGGACACCUGGAGUCUGGACAGGUGUUCUGGCAGGGUAUAUGUGGAAUUUGUGGCAGUCAGACACAGAGCUGUUCUAUCAGGUGCUACCCUCCCCAGAACAUCCACACGGCACCAUCACAGCUGACAACCAUAUCAACAUAGCUAUCAAGACAGAACCGGUACAGAUCUGUGAGAACACAGAGACUGUUAGACAAGAGGAAUUUGUCAAACAACACACAAGUAAAGGAUCUAAAAUGAGAACCUUUUCAACCAAAAAGGGAAGGAAAGGGGUGAAGGUGAUUGACAAGCAGUCAGAGCAGGUCUCUACACCAACGUUAGAUUGUCAACAUGUAGAUGUAAAGGUCUCCAAGCCAAAAAUAGAACAUAAAUAUGAAGACAUGAAGGUCCAUUCACCAACAUUAGACUGUAAACAUGAAUGUUUAAAGCUUGAACUGGAUCAAAUGGAAACCAGUGAAACAUCAGCUAAACAUGAGGAAAUAUUACGGGACUAUUUCAGACUGGAUGUGAAUCUUACGGACCUGUACACUGCUUGGUCACUGUCUGACCCAGUGUUUAAACGGACAGCCAUAGAUUUUACGGGAAUUAGGAUCCUCCGACAGGAUCCAGUAGAAAAUCUCUUCUCUUUCAUCUGUUCAUCAAACAACCAUAUCUCCAGGAUCAGUGGAAUGGUGGAGCGGCUUUGUCAGACCUACGGUACAAAGGUCACUGAGUAUAAGGGAGAGUCUUACUUCAAUUUCCCAUCAGUGGAAAGUCUGUCAGGGCCAGGUGUGGAGGACAGGCUCCGUAGUCUGGGAUUUGGCUACAGGGCUAAGUACAUCAGUGUGACUGCCAAGUAUAUACAGGCGAACCACAGCGAGGAAUGGCUAAGGGGACUGAGGAAUAAACCAUACACACAAACCAAGUCUGAGUUAGUGAAGCUGUGUGGUGUGGGGGCCAAGGUGGCAGACUGUGUGUGUCUGAUGUCUAUGGACAAGUUGGAGGCUGUUCCAGUGGAUACCCACGUGUGGCAGAUAGCUGCUAGAGACUAUAUGCCCAAACUGAAACAGGCAAAGUCUCUCACAGACAAACUGUAUGGAGAGAUAGGUGACCAUUUCCGUGAGUUGUGGGGAGACAAAGCUGGCUGGGCACACACGGUUCUUUUUGCUGCAGAUUUGAAAAAGUUCAAGAACAAACCUGACACCAAGGAAAUAGAUGUGGAAACUAGCCCAAAUAAAUCCCAGGCCAAAGGUUAUAAAAGGUCAAAGUCAUCAGUGACUGGUGGAGGAAAGAGAGCAAAACAAUGGACUUGAAAUAUUGAUGUACACCUCUUGGACCAACAACAGUAUCAACCCACAAAACAAUGAAGCUAAAUUAUUGAUGUACACCUCUUAGACCAACAACAGUAUCAACCCACAAAACAUUGAAGCUAAAUUAUUGAUGUACACCUCUUGGACCAACAACAGUAUCAACCCACAAAACAAUGAAGCUAAAUUAUUGAUGUACACCUCCUGGACCAACAACAGUAUCAACCCACAAAACAAUGAAGCUAAAUUAUUGAUGUAAACCUCUUAGACCAACAACAGUAUCAACCCACAAAACAUUGAAGCUAAAUUAUUGAUGUACACCUCUUGGACCAAGAACAGUAUCAACCCACAAAACAAUGGAGUUGAAUUAUUGAUGUACACCUCUUGGACCAAUAACAGUAUCAACCCACAAAACAAUGGAGUUGAAUUAUUGAUGUACACCUCUUGGACCAACAACAGUAUCAACCCACAAAACAAUGAAGUUGAAUUAUUGACGUACAAUUAUUGUACCAGCAAUAGUAUCAACCCACAAAACAAUGAAGCUAAAUUAUUAACGUACAAUUAUUGUACCAGCAACAGUAUCAACCCACAAAACAAUGGAGUUGAAUUAUUGACGUACAAUUAUUGUACCAGCAACAGUAUCAACCCAAUAAAACGCCGUAUUUACGACAGAAUCAAGGUUGUAUCCCUAAAGACACAUUAUAUCUACAACAGUAUCAGAACUUUGAACAAUGAAGAUUGAGAAAAUAUAAUCAAACUAGAAUUUUGUUUUUGUGAACAAAAACUUUUGUCUCCCCCUUAUUAGCAAAUAGAAAAAUUCCGGUAUAAAAAUUAACGGAGGGCCAUAUCGCUUUAUAUAGUGGGGCACGAGACCCGAAUUUAGAAUUUGACACUCCUACUUACCCAAGAUACAUUAAAACUUUAGCAAGUUUGGUCAACGUAGGUGAAACUAGAACACUGACAGGUCAGUAAGGGCCCCGUCUUGUGGCAAUAUAUUCCCCAUAAUUAUCAAGACAAACUAGAACAUUUACAGGUCAGUAUGGGCCCCGUCUUGUGGCAAUAUAUUCCCCAUAAUUAUCAAGACAAACUAGAACACUGGCAGGUCAGUAAGGGC